AUGAUUAUCGCAGCGAACAAGCCGCCUACGUUUGGUUUGGGGACGCCGAUCGAUGAUUGCUACGGCUCCUGUGGAUAUGGCUAUGGCUGUGGCCCUGUCCCUGAUCAAAAGAGAAAGUUGAAUAACCCUAUUGAUCAAGUUCAAGAAUUAAAAGAAACAAACAAGAGGAGGAAAAUUCAGAAUCAGAAGAUGAAGUUGGUUUGUGGGUCCUGCUAUUGCCCCAAAGACAACCCCGAGAAGCCCCUCGGCGAAGACGCCCACUUCAUAUCCCACUUCGCUCAGACUAUCGGCUUGGCUGACGGCGUCGGCGGCUGGGCCAGGAAAGGCAUCGACGCCGGCGAGUACGCAAGGGGGAUCAUGAACCACGCCAAAGAAACGGCUACGCAUAUGGCCGCCGUCGGAGCCACCCCCGUGGAUGCAAGAAAGGUGCUGAACGAAGCUUACGAGAACAACGCCGACGUACAAGGCUCGUCGACGGCUUGCAUCCUCAGCUUCGACAAAGAACGCGGGUCCCUCCACGCCGUGAAUGUCGGGGACAGCGGUCUCGAUUCUCGACUUUUGGUUGCCGAGGACAUUAGUUUGGUGGCUGAUUUGUACAAAAUAAUCGACUAG
Messenger RNA from Prunus avium (sweet cherry), 612 nucleotides. The record is from RefSeq and is a predicted model, not a curated record. Lineage: Eukaryota; Viridiplantae; Streptophyta; Magnoliopsida; Rosales; Rosaceae.